Messenger RNA from Raphanus sativus (radish), 1731 nucleotides. Its product is annotated as UDP-glycosyltransferase 76E11. Bases 345 to 1703 code for a protein of 452 amino acids. NCBI's taxonomy places the organism in Eukaryota, Viridiplantae, Streptophyta, Magnoliopsida, Brassicales, Brassicaceae. Gene Ontology annotation, molecular function: UDP-glycosyltransferase activity. The transcript has 3 exons. The record is from RefSeq and is a predicted model, not a curated record.
UUCUGUUUGGAACAUCUUUUGAUAUGACCACAUGACAAGGAUCAAGAAGCAAGAAGCAAGAAGCAUAUUUGCUUUGGUCUUUGGUUACUCUAACAAGAUAAGAAAGUGAUGCAACCGCCUCAUAGUACUCAGAUAAAUCCUCCACCACAUGUGAAGCAUGUGGUGAAAUGUGAAAAAGCCAGAAAAAAAUGUAAUACAGAUGAAUCUUAUAUUUAUAUGAGACCCAUACUUCUAAUAAAAAUUUCAUAGAUCGCCACAGCAACUAGGAGACCGAAGUAUUCCGCUGAACACAGAGGUGAGGAGACUGCUUCUUAGUUUUUUUGUUGUUUUGCAGGUUUUGAAGAAUGGAGGUAAAGCCGGGCAGGAGAAGAGUACUGUUGGUUCCAGUUCCAGCUCAAGGACAUAUAUCUCCAAUGAUGCAACUUGCCAAAACUCUUCACUCGAAGGGUUUCUCAAUCACAGUGGCUCAGACCAAGUUUAAUUACUUUAUCCCUUCAGAUGAUUUUUCUGAUUUUCAGUUUGUCACCAUUCCAGAAAGCCUACCAGAGACUGAUUUCGAGAAUCUCAGGCCGGUACUCUUUCUUCUCAAGCUCAACAAAGAGUGUCAAGCGAGCUUCAAGGACUGUUUGAGUCACUUGUUGCUGCAACACAGUAGCGACAUCUCAUGUGUCAUCAUCUACGAUGAGUUCAUGUACUUUGCCAAAGCUGUAGCCAAGGAGUUUAAGCUUCCAAACGUUAUUUUCAGCACCACGAACGCAACGACUUUUUUUUGCCGCGCUGUCUUCGAGAAGCUCGAUGCAAACAAUGUCUUGUCUCCCCUGAAAGAUUCUGAAGGAAAAGAAAAUGAGCUAGUACCGGGGCUUCAUCCUUUGAGAUACAAAGACCUACCGACAUCAAAGUUUGCACCAUUAGAAAAGACACUUGAGCUGUACAGGUCUACAGUUGACAAACAGGCAGCUUCCUGUGUGAUAAUCAACACGGCGAGCUGUCUAGAGAACUCGUCUCUGUGUUGUCUGCAACAGCAGCUUGAUAUUCCAGUAUAUCCUAUAGGCCCUCUACACAUGGUGUCUUCAGCUCCCACGAGUCUGCUCGAAGAGAACAAGAGCUGCAUCGAAUGGUUGGACGAGCAAAAGAGAAACUCCGUUAUAUUCGUGAGCUUGGGAAGCUUAGCUUUGAUGGAAACAAACGAGGUGAUGGAAAUGGCUUCGGGGUUAGACAGCAGCAAACAACACUUCUUGUGGGUGAUUAAGCCAGGGUCGAUACGCGGUUCGGAGUGGAUAGAGUUUUUGCCUGAGGAGUUCAGUGAGAUGGUUUCGGGCCGAGGUUACGUGGUGAAAUGGGCACCACAGAAGGAAGUGCUUGCUCAUCAUGGGGUGGGAGGGUUUUGGAGCCACUGUGGAUGGAACUCGACGCUAGAGAGCAUUGGGGAAGGAGUUCCGGUGAUCUGCAGGCCGUCUUCUAGUGAUCAAAAGGUGAAUGCGGGGUACUUGGAUUGUGUUUGGAGGAUAGGGAUUCAAGUGGAAGGUGAGGUAGAGAGAAGAGCGGUGGAGAGAGCUGUGAAGAGGGUGAUGGUGGGUGAAGAAGGAGAGGAGAUGAGGAAGAGAGCCAUGUGUUUGAAGGAGAGACUGAGAGCCUCUGUUGGAGAGGGAGGCUCUUCACAUAAGUCGCUCCAUGAGUUUGUACACUUCAUCAAGUCUCUGUGAAGCAGAUUACAAAUAAGUCUUUGUAAUU